Molecule: messenger RNA, 1677 nt
Organism: Dipodomys ordii (Ord's kangaroo rat)
Lineage: Eukaryota; Metazoa; Chordata; Mammalia; Rodentia; Heteromyidae
Gene: Sox10
Product: SRY (sex determining region Y)-box 10
Biological process (GO): negative regulation of transcription by RNA polymerase II; enteric nervous system development; peripheral nervous system development
Cellular component (GO): nucleus
Molecular function (GO): DNA-binding transcription factor activity, RNA polymerase II-specific; RNA polymerase II cis-regulatory region sequence-specific DNA binding
Source: RefSeq, a predicted model, not a curated record
CGGCCAGGGUGGUUGGUGGUGAAGAUUGAAGCUCCGUCCCAGCGAGGCCAAGGCGGUGGCCUGAGGUUCAGGGCCCCCCCGGCCCCUCCCUCCCAGCCCACCGGUCACCUCCCAGCCCCCGAGCUGGACCGCACACCUUGGGACUCCGUUUUCCACUUCCUCAGGACGAGCCCCAGGCUGGAGGAGAGGCCUGAGGAGGUGGGCGUUGGGCUCUUUGCGAGGACCCCCGCGGCUGGCCCCGGGGAGGCGGCCGAGGCGGCGGCCGGGGGUGACAUGGCGGAGGAGCAGGACCUGUCGGAGGUGGAGCUGAGCCCCGUGGGCUCGGAGGAGCCCCGCUGCCUGUCCCCGGGCAGCGCGCCCUCGCUGGGCCCCGACGGCGGCGGCGGCGGCGGCGCGGGCCUGCGAGCCAGCCCCGGCCCCGGGGAGCUGGGCAAGGUCAAGAAGGAGCAGCAGGACGGCGGAGAGGCGGACGAUGACAAGUUCCCGGUGUGCAUCCGCGAGGCGGUCAGCCAGGUGCUCAGCGGCUACGACUGGACGCUGGUGCCCAUGCCCGUGCGCGUCAACGGCGCCAGCAAGAGCAAGCCGCACGUGAAGCGGCCCAUGAACGCCUUCAUGGUGUGGGCGCACGGCGCGCAGAAGCUGGCCGACCAGUACCCGCACCUGCACAACGCCGAGCUGUCUGAGACCAGCUGAAACCUUUGGGGGCUGCUGAAUGAGAGUGACAAGCGCCCCUUCAUCGAGGAAGCUGAGCGGCUCCGGAUGCAGCACAAGAAAGACCAUCCGGACUACAAGUACCAGCCCCGGCGGCGGAAGAACGGAAAGGCGGCCCAGGGGGAGGCAGAGUGCCCAGGCGGGGAAGCUGAGCAAGGGGGGGCUGCUGCCAUCCAGGCCCACUACAAGAGUGCCCAUCUGGACCACCGGCACCCGGAAGAGGGCUCUCCCAUAUCAGAUGGGAACCCAGAGCACGCUUCAGGCCAGAGCCAUGGCCCGCCUACCCCUCCAACCACCCCAAAGACAGAGCUGCAGUCGGGCAAGGCAGACCCCAAGAGGGAUGGGCGCUCCCUGGGGGAGGGCGGGAAGCCUCACAUCGACUUCGGCAAUGUGGACAUCGGUGAGAUCAGCCACGAGGUAAUGUCCAACAUGGAGACCUUUGAUGUGGCUGAGCUGGACCAAUACCUGCCACCCAACGGGCACCCAAGCCACGUGGGUAGCUACUCGGCAGCUGGCUAUGGGUUGGGCAGCGCCCUGGCCGUGGCCAGUGGACACUCUGCCUGGAUCUCCAAGCCACCGGGUGUGGCUCUGCCCACGGUCUCGCCCCCUGGUGUGGAUGCCAAAGCCCAGGUGAAGACAGAGACCACUGGCCCCCAGGGCCCCCCGCACUACACCGACCAGCCAUCCACCUCGCAGAUCGCCUACACCUCCCUCAGUCUGCCCCACUAUGGCUCGGCAUUCCCCUCCAUCUCCCGCCCCCAGUUUGAUUACUCUGACCAUCAACCCUCAGGACCCUAUUAUGGCCAUUCAGGCCAGGCUUCUGGCCUCUACUCGGCCUUCUCCUACAUGGGGCCCUCUCAGCGGCCCCUCUACACGGCCAUCUCUGACCCCAGCCCCUCAGGGCCACAGUCCCACAGCCCCACACACUGGGAGCAGCCAGUAUACACGACACUGUCCCGGCCUUAA